AUGUGUGUACACCUGUUUGGAGCAUCAUCCACUCCCAGCUGUGCCUCGUAUGCACUGCGGAGGACAGCAGAAGAUGGAAAGGAGUGGGCAGCGCCCGAAGCAGUAGAAGCAAUCUUAAAUAAUUUUUAUGUGGAUGAUUGUUUGAGCACAGUGUCUUCGGAUGAACAUGCUGUCACACUCGCUAAGAACUUGAGAAACCUAUGUCUCAGUGGAGGAUUUCACUUGAGCAAAUGGACAAGCAACUCUAGAGCACUGCUCACGUCAAUCCCAGAAGAAGACAGGGUUUCAGGAAUUCAGGAUCUCGAUUUGAAUAAGGAUCAGCUUCCCACUGAGAGGGCGCUAGGAGUCCAAUGGUGCACAAACUCUGACGCGUUCAAGCUCAAGAUUGAAGUACAGCAAAAACCUUGUACGAGAAGAGGAAUCUUGUUAGUUGUAAGCUCAGCCUAUGACCCCCUGGGAUUCCUAGCACCUUUCGUCCUCCCCGCCAAGCUGCUCCUGAGGGAACUCUGCAAGGACAAAAAAGCGUGGGAUGAUGAGGUGUCAGAAGAACAAGCGAAAAGAUGGAAUAAGUGGCUGUCAGGGUUACAAAAGAUGUCAUCCUUUUGUGUCAGCAGGUGCAUCAAGCCCGCAGGAUUCGGUGUCGUCAAAAGGGCACAAUUGCACCACCUUUCUGAUGCAAGCAACGACGGCUAUGGUACAGUGUCAUACCUCCUGCUGACCAAUGAAAAUGACCAGAAGUUCAUCUCUUUCAUGAUCGGGAAGUCAAGAGUGGCACCGCUCAAGUUGAUCACCGUUCCCAGGUUAGAGUUGACAGCGGCUGUAAUAGCUGUGAAAAUGGACAAGAUGCUGCAGUGUGAGCUACAGCUAAAACUGGAAGAGUCAAGAUUUUGGACAGACAGCAUGACAGUACUGAAGUAUAUUGAAAAUGAUGCUGCACGCUAUAAAACAUUUGUUGCCAACAGAGUUUCAUUCAUCAGAGAAGUUACAAAGACAUCACAGUGGAAGUAUGUGAGCACAGCAGACAACCCCGCGGAUCAGGCUUCAAGAGGGCUAAGUGCUGAGGGUCUGCUGCACAGCAAGAAUUGGAUACAAGGACCAAAAUUCCUGUUGUUAUCCCGAGAGUGAAUGGCCACAACGCCCAGACCAGCCCAUGAACCAAGAAGAAGAUGCAGAGGUGAAAAAAUCAGCACAACUGUCUCUGAUACAAGUCGAUGAACCAAUGGAUCCAAUGACUCAGUUUGUUCAUCACUUCUCCUGCUGGUACAAACUCAAGAAAGCGAUUGCUUGGCUGAUGCGUCUAAAAGAAAUCCUGCAGAACCUGAGACAAAAAAGAAAAGAACUUCAAGACACAAUACAGAAUUGUGGCGAUGACUCAUCAAAGGCAGAGGCUUUGCUCAAGCAAGAAAUGCUCGAGGACAAGAAAGGUUUCAAAAAACAAACAAUCAGCAAUGAAGAUCUCAUCAAGGCGGAGGUGGAGUUAAUUCGCCUGUGUCAAAGGAGAAAAUAUGCUGAGGAGCUUAAAGUGCUGCAGGAUGGUAAGGAUCAUGUUAAGAAAGAUAGUCACAUCUUUAAGCUGGAUCCAUGUCUGAAAGAUGGAGUACUGAGAGUUGGAGGGAGGCUCUGCCGAGCUGCGAUGCCGUUGGAUGCCAGACACCCAGCUAUCCUGCACAAGGAUGACUGGAUUGCAAAACUCGUUCUCCGUCACAUACAUGAAGCUACAGGACACUCGUGGUGAAAUUACAUUCUGGCAAAACUGAGGGAGAAGUUCUGGAUCCCAAAGGCCUGCUCAGCGAUACAAAGAAUAAUCUCGGAGUGUAGGACAUGCAGAAGACAACAUGCAAGAGCAGGCGACCAAAAAAUGGCAAACCUGCCAGAAGACCGGCUGUUGCCAGAUAAGCCACCCUUCACCAACACCGGCGUGGAUUAUUUCGGCCCAUUUGAGGUCAGUCGAGGUCGCAGCAAAGUGAAGAGAUAUGGUGUGCUUUUUACAUGUUUAACUUGUAGAGUAGUUCACAUAGAGGUAGCACACUCUCUCGACACCAGCUCAUGUAUAAAUGCUCUACGCCGCUUUUUAAGCAGUAGAGGACAAGUGUCUGUACUUCGGUCCGACAAUGGCACUAAUUUUGUUGGUGCUGAAAGGGAGUUGAAGGAGUCCAUAAAAGAUGUGGACCAGGCCAGGAUCAGAGAAGCAAUGCUGAAAAGAGGAGUUGAAUGGAUAUUUAACACACCUGCUGCGUCUCAUCAUGGAGGUGUCUGGGAACGCCAAAUAAGAACAGUCAGGAAGGUUCUAAGUUCCCUGUUGAAACAACAAGUAAUGGACGACGAGGGUCUACAGACUCUUUUGUGUGAAGUCGAGAGUAUUCUCAAUGACAGACCCAUAACAACGACCUCCAACGACCCCAAUGAUCUGGAGGCCUUGACCCCAAAUCAUCUGCUGUUGAUGGGAACACAGCCAAACAUUCCUCCAGGUGUCUUCUCCAAGGAUGACCUCUAUGUACGGCGCCGUUGGAGGCAAGUUCAAUAUGUAGCAGAUUUAUUCUGGCGCCGGUGGACCCAAGAGUAUUUGCCUCUCUUGCAAGAAAGACAAAAAUGGAACACGACUAAGAGGAAUUUCAACCUGGGAGACGUUCCUCUGCGCCACGGAACUCCUGGUUGAUAGGAAAAAUCACCAAGAUUAUGCCAGACUCAAAGGGAGCAGUUCGCAGUGUCUGUGUUCAGACAAAGACAAGCACGUUGGAGAGACCCAUUACCAAGAUAUAUCUCUUGGAGGAGGCAUCAUAAAGAGUCUGAAUGAGAUUAAUAGAUUUAUCUAUCUAUAUCUCUUUGUUUAAAUGAUGACUCUGUGUGUUUGUGUUUGGUAAUUGUUAUGUUGUUAACCUAACAAUUAGGGGCAGGUUAUGUUAGAGUCAUUCUGUGUGUGUGUGCACGGUGGAUGAGUGGUGUGACUUCCACCAGCGUCAUGUUAUGGAUCCCGUCCGAGGGACACCUGGCCUCCAAUAUUCUGCGCCGGUCGACGGCGGCGCCCAUCGGUGGAAAAAGCUUGGCGUAGGAGGUGAGGGCAUGCUUGUUCUUCGAAGUCUCUCUUCGUGGCACAACAAAGUCUCUCUUCGUGACACAACAAAGACGAACAAAGUCACUGACAGUCUCUUUAUUUGACCCAACAGAUAUAAAGUCUUUGGCGAGUUCCCAUGUUACAUCCUGUACUCUGCACCAUUCAUCCUUGGUGAGGUAAGUCUGUGCGUUUAGUGUAUUUUUUCCCUGAAAAGUGACAAGUCAAUUUCAUCUUUAUCUUUUAAUCUUCUUUAACGUUUUAAUUUCUGAAGUGUUCUUCAUUGUACCACUGUAAUUCUCAUUCCAGCAAAGCAUGCUUUAUUUUAUGUUUCCAUUUAAAAACUCAGUUAUUUCUAUCCAGUAUCAACUGUAUCAUAACUAUACAACCAGGGAGUAUGGAGACCUUGAAAGCAUGUACGUCCUGUGUACUGAAAGCCUGAUUUGAGUUAUUCUUCAUUCCUACUUUAUCCAUUUGGAAGUGAGGAUCGUUGUCUAGUAGAAUGUGACAGAGAUGGUCUAUAUAAUCUCCUCACUUUGGAAGAUAGUCGACAUGUUCAUAAUCUCACGUCGAGUUAAUGGACACAUUCAUAAUCUCAUGUGGCACAACCCAAGUCAGCACAGGACAUUGGCAUCCUCAUUUCAAAACGGAGUACAGUAGGAUUCGAGAAUGACUUGCUGAUAUCCCUCCACUUGCAGUUAGUGGAGGCCGAAAACGCAGUAGCUUCUGACACGUGAGACGUCAUAGACUGGCUUUAUGAAGAAAGUAAUAUGCUUACAUUAAUAGCUGAAUGCUAAGUGCGCACUUCGGUUGUCGCUUGUGUUCUCUGAACUUUUCACAACAUCUCGGAACUUCUUGCUGCGUGCAGCAGAAUUUGUUUCUCAUGAUUGAUUGAAUGUGAUGAUAUCAUGAAAUGCAUUACACUCUUUGUCUACUGGACAUUAAUUUUCUCCAGACUUCCUCUUCUUGUAAAUUCAAAACAUCUCAUCAUUGAUAGACUGUGAUUCUAUGGUGUCUCCAAGUGACACAACAAAGACGAACAAAGUCACGACAUAACAAAGGCGAUCAAAGUCACUAACACAGCAAAGAUGAUCAAAGUCCCUUAUUUAUUUAUUUAUGAACCAGCAGAAAGUCUGCUGAUUCAUAGUGUCCGUGUCACAUUCUGUAAUCCGCACCAUUCAUCCUCGGUGAGGUAAGUGUGUGCUUUUAGUGCAUUUUUUUCCUGAAAAGUGACAUAAAUUAGAAUCAGCUAUCAACUAGAAAAGCAUGCUUUAUGCUUCCACUUAACAACUCAGUCAUUUUUAUUCACUUCAUUUCUAUCAAGUAUCAACUGUAUCAUAACUAUAUAACCUGGUUGUCUCUCAAAAUCAACUGGAAUGUUUGAAGCAUGUAUGCUGGAUGAUUUAAGUCUGAUUUAAGUAGGAGUUUGGCGCCAUCUGGUGGUCAACCAUGGAGUCUUAUUAAAACUUUGAGUUCUAUUCAGGUCUAAUUUCUUCAUCGUGUCAGGAUCAUCAUUCAAUACUAUGAUGAGUAACAAAGCAAACAUUAAGUUCCCCUUUAUGGGUGGUUAUGUCAAGACUUUUUUUUCAACGAGAUAUUCCACUUUAAUAUCACUGUUCUAGAAGGCUGUAGCCUGAGAAGAAGAAGAGAUGAAGGCAUACCGUAAUAUUCAGUAUGACCCUAAGUUCAGAAUGACAGUGAAUUCAAUCGUCAAAUAGGCGUGUUAAGAUGCUACCUGGUGGCAGCCAUAGCAUAUCUCGUAUAGCUGUUUUGACGAGACAUUCUACCACAUCUCUGAAGCAGCAAUCAUGAUCCGGAUGAUGAUGAUGAUGGCUGGGCGUCAUCACUGUGGUUUACAGCAGGAUUGUGCUGUAGCUCUCACAUUCAUUUUACACAGCAAAGCUCCAUUUUGCGCUUUCAAGCGUACGCUUCGCAGCAUAUGGACGUGCCAUCACAACAUUAGGACCGACGUUUUUGUGCAUAUUUUACUAUUAGAUGCAUGAAAUGUGGUGAACGUUGUUGAAAGUCAAAGCAAGAAAACUUUUCUCCUAUUCAACCUGAGUAAGAUCAAGAUGCCUGCGUGUCACAGGAGCUCUGUACCUCCUUUUCCCCACUUAUUCUGUUUGCUAUUGCACAUAGGCACUUUUAAUGGUUUGUUUUUUUUUUUGUUUUUUUGGUGGGUAAGCUGUUGUGCAACCGUGCACAUGGGAAACCUGCUUUUGUUGCACUUUUGUUUAUUUUUGCACUGUUUGGAUCCGCGUCAGAGGACCCAUUCGACUUCAGCGAUGGAUCAGCUUAUUGUCAGCGUGCGUUUUCUCACGUGCUUGUGUUGUGCGUGUACAUUCAACCCUCGAUGGACACGGCGACUGCGUCAUUUUCUUGCCCAGUGGAAGCAUGAACGUAUAAUGUGAUGUGUCACACCUGUGUCAAUAAGGCCUGCUGUAUGCAAAUGUGAAGGACGCUUACACCUCUGCCCCCCUUCCACAUCCGCGACGCUUGCGUCACAACCUGGUCUACCUGCUCCCCCAAUACACACCCAAGAUGCGAAGACAACCUGUGCAGAAGACUGUGAAAGUGUGGUCUGAGGAAGUCAAUGAGAGACAGACUGUUUCUAUACCAUGGAGUCGAGCAUGUUCUGUGUCUCUUUUUGUGAUGGCAUUGAUGGCCUCAUGCACUGCAUCGCUGAUUACAUCAACAUCGUGGACAGCAUUGUGCCAACCCGGAGGGUACGGUGCUUCUCUAAUAACAACUUAUGGGUCACCCCUGAGCUUGAAGUCCUCCAGAACUAGAAGAAGAAGGUUUACAUCUCAGGUGACAUAGAGCAGUGGAGGAGAGUUCAGCACGAGCACCAGUGGAAUAUAUGGAGGAGAUCACAUCUCCUGCCCAGUGGACAUGCCCCCAGGCCACCUUCACCUGAUUACUGCAGCACCACACCCCAGUUCUCCCUUCACUCGCCUCUCCCUCAUGACGAAUCAGGUGAGGAAAGAGCUGAGAUGACUGAAGUACCGGAAAUCUGUGGGACCAGAUGGCAUUAGUCCCAGGCUGCUGCUGCUGAGGACCUGCGCAGACCAGGUCUUAUUGAGGUCUUCUGCCACACCUACAAUCCGAGACUUGGCCUGUGGAAGAUCUCCUGUGUGGACUUGGUUCCUAAGACAGUGCACACCAGGGAACCAUCCCACUACAGAACUUGACCUCCCACCCCAUGAACACCAUGGAGAGGCUCCUCCUGAACCACCUCUGCUCCAUGGUGAGCUCCACUCUGGACCUGCAGCAGUUUGUCUACAACAGGCCCAGCUUCGGAGUAUAAGAUGUCGUCAUCUACCUGCUGCAGCAGCUGCUAAACCAUCUGGAGACCACUGGUAUCACUGUGAGCGUCAUGUUUUUUUUUUACUUCACUAGUGCCUUCAUCACCAUCAGGCCAGCACUGCCAUGGGGGAAGUUAGAGGAUGCACGAGUGGAUAUAUAUCUGGCUGCUUGUACCAUCGACUACCUCACUGCGGCUUCAUUGCAUCAUCCAGAUCCAGACCUGCUAUCUAUGAGCCUUUCACCUGGUCAGUGGAAACUUCAAUCACCCCUACCCCUCCUCCUCCUCUGUCAACAUGAACGUAUAAUGUGAUGUGUCACACCUGUGUCAAUAAGGCCUGCUGUAUGCAAAUGUGAAGGACGCUUACACCUCUGCCCCCCUUCCACAUCUGCGACGCUUGCGUCACAACCUGGUCUACCUGCUCCCCCAAUACACACCCAAGAUGCAAAGACAACCUGUGCAGAAGACUGUGAAAGUGUGGUCUGAGGAAGUCAACAAGAGACUGAGACUGUUUUCAUACUACGGAUUGGAGCAUCUGCUGUUUCUCAUUUGGCGGUAACAUUGAUGCCACAGCAUUGCUGAUUACAUCAACUUCUGUGUGGACAGCAUUGUGCCAACGCGGAGGGUAGAGUGCUUCUCCAAUAACAACUUAUGGGUCACCCCUGAGCUUGAAGUCCUCCAGAACCAGAAGAAGGUGGUUUACAUCUCAGGUGACAUAGAGCAGUGGAGGAGAGUUCAGCACGAGCACCAGUGGAAUAUAUGGAGGUCCAAAAAAGACUAUGGGAGAAUGUUGGAGGAGAACACAUCUCCUGCCCAGUGGACAUGCCCCCAGGCCACCUUCACCUGAUUACAGCAGCACCACACCCCAGUUCUCCCUUCACUCCCCUCUCCCUCAUGUCGAAUCAGGUGAGGAAAGAACUGAGACGACUGAAGCAGAGGAAAUCUGUGGGACCAGAUGGCUGAGGACCUGCGCUGGUUUUCUGCCACGCUUACAAUUUAAGCCUCGAAGGUUGAGAUGGUCUUUGUCCAGUGGAAGAUUUUCUGUGUGGGCUUGGUUCUCAAGACAGUG
This is a messenger RNA of Synchiropus splendidus (mandarinfish), 7422 nucleotides long. RefSeq lists its product as uncharacterized. The record is from RefSeq and is a predicted model, not a curated record. The transcript has a single exon. The coding region runs from base 1 to 1125 and encodes 374 amino acids. Lineage: Eukaryota; Metazoa; Chordata; Actinopteri; Syngnathiformes; Callionymidae.